UGUCAAUAUUUGCAGACGCUACGCGAAUUUCCCGAGGAGCUGCGCGGCGACGUCUCCAUGCAUUUACACCGUGAGAUCCUGCAAUUGCCGAUAUUCGAAGCCGCCUCACAGGGUUGCCGGAAACUGCUUUCACUACACAUUAAGACCAACUUUUGCGCCCCUGGUGAAUUUUUGAUACACAAGGGGGAUGCGCUGAACUACAUCUACUAUCUUUGUAAUGGUUCCAUGGAGGUCAUCAAGGACGAUAUGGUGGUGGCCAUUUUGGGCAAAGGCGAUUUGGUUGGUUCUGACAUUAACGUCCAUUUGGUGGCCACUUCCAAUGGCCAGAUGACAGCGACCACCAACAGUGCGGGGCAGGAUGUGGUGGUGCGAAGUAGCAGUGAUGUGAAGGCGCUGACUUAUUGUGAUCUGAAGUGCGUGCAUAUGGGCGGCUUGGUUGAGGUGUUGCGUCUCUAUCCGGAAUACCAACAACAGUUCGCCAAUGAUAUACAACACGAUCUCACAUUUAACUUGCGUGAAGGUUAUGAAUGUCAAGACUCAGAAAUCGGACCAUCAUUUCCGUUGCCGAGCAUAAGCGAAGACGAUGAGAACCAGCAGGACGGCGACGGUGGCGAUGAAGAUAAUGAAAAUGGUGCGAAUGCUUCACCACAUCACAGCAUUACCACACCAUCACCGCUGCAUGGCCGCUCACCAUUGCUGGGUUUGAAUAGUCCACGUUUAAUGAAAUUACAUCCGCGUGGACGUUCGCUGAUAACCUUGCGUGAGCGUGUGGAGCGACAACGUUCACUAAAUAUAACUUCAAGUUUGGAUACUGGCUCUAUGGAAGAGGAUAUGAACGGCGAGGAUGGGGAUGAUGAUGUGCACAGUAUAAAGAAGAAACCUUCAAUGGAACGCUUGGACUCGCAAGUGUCGACGCUGCAUAAUGAUGUGGCGCAACUGAGUUUGGAGGUGCGCAAUGCCAUACAGGCGCUACAGGAGAUGACAUUCUCGACUAUGGCCUCACAGGCUAGUCUGAAGUUCCCACCUGCCCGCUCUAUACCCAAUAUAUGUGGUACCGUUGGUGGCGUAGUGGGUAUUGGCAGCACCAUGCACUUCGUGGCGAGUAGCACAGAUGAUAUGUCACUACAGCGUUCAUCCUCUCAUCCGCCCGAAAUCUGGGGCCGUGAGAUGCAGCUGUCGUUUGCAGGCGGUGCGGCAGUGCAAGGAAGUAAGGCUGCAGUUGAUGCUGGUGGCAGUAUCAGUGCUACUGGUAGCGCCAAGACAAACUCACCAGCUGCGCCCGAAGUGCCGAAAAUAUCGCGCGCUACACAAACAGAUUUCUAUAAAAUAGACUUUCCCGUUUUCGAACGUUUUGUAUUGGCCAAUCCACGUUUGGUGCUCGGCCUGCUGGGUAUUGAUCCGGCGAUAAAGACUGAAAUUGAAUUGCUACAACAACAGCAGACUCUACAAGUAUCGCCAUUGAAUACAAUUGAGGAAGUUAUAUCGCCUGCUGAAGGCCCGGGCUCGGUUACUGGUUCCAAUGAACGCUUACUGGGCGACAGUUUCUGCGGUAACGGUAAGUCAUAUGCCGUGAUGGACGAUGAGAACUCCAAUGAUUAUCGUUGGAUAAUGAAACAUUCCGUGAGUAAAAGUAGUAAUUGUUGUCGCUCRACGGAAGCUUUACUGCAACCCAUCGAAGAGCAACAGGAGUUGCCCAAGUACUCCAUUACAUCAGAGCAACGUAUGCCACAGUCACCACCCUCACGAUACGAGCACCACUACACGUCCGCUACGACAACCGCAACGACAAUCAUUGCCGCGACGCCGGCAUCUGCUGACCAGGCAGCCACUUUCCAGUCAGUUAGCGAAGCAGAACGAAUGGGCGGUCCUGCGAAAACUCAACAACAACCAGCACAACGCACAACGCGGCGGAACUCCAACACCAACUACAGCCAGCACCACAGCAACAGCAAUAGCAGUCUCUCGAGCAAUGCGUCCACACAUUCGAAUAGUAGCAACAGUCCGCCUGCGACAACAACUGCCGGCACGACCGGACACAAUGGACCGGUUAGUGGUGGCACAGGUGGCAGCACGACCAGUGGUGGCGGCGGUGGUAACAGUGCGCCCAGUAACAACAGCAGUCGACGCUCUUCUUGGAAGCUGCAUCGUUCGCAAAGUGGUGACUAUAAACGUUUACCCGAGGCGCUAGAAGACUCACCGCCGGGAAAGAUCAUUACCGCCGCUAGCGCAACAACAACCACGUCUGUCACACAUUACGCAUACAGUGGUAGUGGCGCCGCCGACGAACAUCUCGAACUUCUCGCCAGCAGACGYUCAUCGCGUGCCAGUUGCGCAUCGRUGGUCAGCGCGGCCRCAGAGGCGGCAGUGGUGAGUAAGCGCAACAGUCUCAAUGCGAAUCGUUCGCUGUUAAGUGUUAGCAGUGCUGGCGCUGGUACAAAUGGUGGACAUGGUCAUACGAGUUAUCGUUUCUCCGCCGGUGAUGCUGAUAAACUUGAGAAGGGACUGAAGGGUUUGCCAUCGACGAGAUCGCUGCGUGACGCCAGCGUCAAUUAGUUGAACGCCAGCGGCUGGAAAGCGAUGAAUUCGCUGAAGCAUAGAAGUAGUAACGGCUGCAUAUCUAGCUAGUUUUUUUAAGAUAUCAUGAACCGAGUGCUGUGUGAAAGUUGACAAAAAGACAGACUUGUAGUUAGGUACAAAUGAGAUGAGUGAUAAAAGAGAAGAAGAAAGCAUAGGUUGUGUUUUAGCUGGAGCAUAUAAAUAUAUAGGUUAAGGAGGAUUAAGGAGACAGCUAUUAUGUGUGAACAUAAUGGGUAGGAGAUUAGUACUCCUGUGAGAGAUUAGGUCUAUAGACCAGUUAUGGUGCUUACAGAUCUCAGUUGGAUACCGUUACGUAGUCCAUGAAAAGUAGUCAUCCUUAAGGAUGUCAGCUGCUGAUGUGAAUUUCAAUAUGUUCUGCAGUCUCACUCGCAAUAUUUGUUCUAGUAUCUUCAAAUAAUUAUGGCGUUACUAUGCCAAAGCAGGACAAGGGCAUAAUAGAUAAACCAUUAUUUUCCUGGUGUCUUAUUCUUGAUAUUUUGCGCAGCUAUCUYGAUUUGUCAGCUCCAUUCUGUAGCAUGUSCUGAGACCAAACUKAACCAGUGAGUAUUCCAMUCAURUUUCUGAGAUCUCUUCUAUCAACUUUUGCAGUAUAGUAUCCCGCUAUGUCAUUAUAUCGCUUAUUGACCUUCCUUGCGAUGCUCCUGUCMCGAUUGUCGUAAAGCAAAUGGAAUGGCUUACCAAUGGCAGUCAUGAUUUCGGCUGAUGGCCGUACACAACUCUUAGCAAUAUCUUCUAUCAUCUCAWAGCCGUUAAUGUCUUUAUGUCCUGRCAACCAGCGAAACCUUUCUAGCAAUCCUCUGUGAAACUUAUUCGAAAAAUUGUAUUUCCCCUAAUAAGUUUAAAAAGGGUCGGUUUUGAUGCUUUCUUCCAAAACCGUGUAUUCAAAAUACUGGAGAACACCAUUCUAGUUCUUCUUGGAAAYUUGCAAUCAGACUCUUUCAACAACAGCUUUGAUGUUAUGUCGUUCUCUUGCAGAGGUUCGUGUUGUUUUUAUUCGCUAGACCUUUCGCAAAGUUCCAUUUGAAAGACAUCGCUCAUGAAGUACAAUAAUGCUUAAAGUUUUGUUUUUUUGGUUGAGUAGGAUGUACAAAAGUAUUGAGUUAUUUUAGUCUAUUCCACUCAAUAAUCCAGCAAUAACAAAACUUGACAGCUCCAAUUUGUCAUAAUCGAAUAUGUAUUGCAAUCUUCGGUGAUAUACGCAUGAGAGCGUUAGAGAGUACCUUGCUUGGAGGUUGCACGAGGCUUAUCUCAUAUUAGUUUAGUUUAGAAGUGAGCUAACGGGAGUAUGAAAAUGAGUAGGAUUUAUAAAUUGAGUGAGUUUUUAGUAAGUAACAGUGAGUGAUUAUAUUAUAUACAAGAGAAGGAAAACUAUUUUUAAGAAAAAAAUAAUAAUAAUAAUAAAAACUCACA
This is a messenger RNA of Bactrocera latifrons, 4008 nucleotides long. RefSeq lists its product as uncharacterized. Gene Ontology annotation, biological process: regulation of membrane potential; potassium ion transmembrane transport. The record is from RefSeq and is a predicted model, not a curated record. The transcript is spliced from 4 exons. Gene Ontology annotation, molecular function: voltage-gated potassium channel activity. The annotation marks the transcript as partial. Lineage: Eukaryota; Metazoa; Arthropoda; Insecta; Diptera; Tephritidae.